Molecule: messenger RNA, 366 nt
Organism: Symbiodinium sp. CCMP2456
Lineage: Eukaryota; Dinophyceae; Suessiales; Symbiodiniaceae
Source: the annotation of a GenBank genome assembly
AUGCGCUGCCGGCUGGUCGUGUUGCAUUUGUCGCUUUCGAGAGAUCUUCUGUGGUCUAUCUACAAGCCUUUGGCAUUGGAGCUCAAUGUUGACAUCACCGAGGCUUCGGGAGCGCUCCCGAAGCUGUGCUUCGAUGCCUCCGCCGCCGGCCGCAGGCACUUGUUUUCCCAGCUGCCGGCUGCUAUACAGCAGAAAGCGCGUGCAGAGGCCAGGGGCCAGGACCCUUGCGGCCCACCCCUGCGAGGGGUGCUGCGAGCGGCAGUCCGUCGGGCCUCUCUGGAGCAAGCCGCAAAAGGGGUGCUCAGCUCUGGAAUUCUCCGCAGUGCCCGAUACGCCUUGCAAAAAGUUGCGAAGCGAUUGGGAUGA